This is a messenger RNA of Magnolia sinica, 1851 nucleotides long. Its product is annotated as auxin transporter-like protein 1. NCBI's taxonomy places the organism in Eukaryota, Viridiplantae, Streptophyta, Magnoliopsida, Magnoliales, Magnoliaceae. Gene Ontology annotation, cellular component: plasma membrane. Bases 314 to 1705 code for a protein of 463 amino acids. The record is from RefSeq and is a predicted model, not a curated record. The transcript has 10 exons.
GUCAUAUAUGGAAAACGAUUACCCUCCUUUCUUGUUAAUAUUUACCGUUUCUGUCCAACAUCGUAUCUACAUCAAGCAACUCUCUCUCUCUCUCUCUGAGCUGCAGCCUGCAAGAAGAAAAGUGCUGUUACCGAAAAUGCCCCUCCUGGAGCAGUAUUACUACUUCUGGUAGUAGUUUCUUCAUCUCAAGGCGGUGACUCUCUAACUGUUCACUCUCUCUCAAAAGCCAGGAGAACUGUUCUUCUCUCUCUCUCUCUCUCUCUCUCUCUCUCUCAAAAGCAAGGAGAGGUCCUGUUCUUUUCUGGGAGAGGAAAUGGAGGAUGGAAAUGCAGAGAAGGGGAAUUUGGGUGUUGUGAAUGCAAGAAAUGAAGGAAAGGUUGAGGAAAAGACGACAUCGUCGGCGAGGGAUGUAUGGAAUGCUUUGGUAUGGCAUGGUGGGUCUGUUUUUGAUGCGUGGUUGAAUGCAGUUGCUGCUCAGGUUGGCUCUUUGAUCCUCACCCUGCCAUAUACAUUCGCUCAAAUGGGAUAUUGGUUUGGAGUGGGUUCACAGUUUCUCUAUGGUGCCUUUGGUUGCUGGACAGUCUAUCUUCUCAGCCUUUUUCAUGCAGAGGCUUCUCAAAGGACAAGAGCCACUGGCACUAUUCAUGAAAGACACGUUCUCCAGUAUCAUGAGGUGAUCAGUAUUGUUGCUGGAAAGAAACUGGGAAACCUGGUGCUGGCAUUUAACAUGACCGCUCUUACCUUUGCGUGCGUAUUGCAACUCAUUGCUUGUUCUAGUCAUGUCUAUUACAUGAACUCAAACUGGAACAAGAGGGAGUGGCUUUAUUUAUUUGGCACUCUUGCAAUCCCGACAGUUCUGUUACCUUCCGUUCACAAUUUUCGCAUCAUCUCUCUUCUGGGAAUUGCUACAACCAGCAUUACUUCAGCCUACAUGACAGUGGCUGCUGUCCAGCAUGGUCAGAUUGGACAAGUGACUCAUCAAGGACCCCAAAAUUUGGUGGAUUUCUUCACAGGAGCCACAAACAUCCUCUUUUCAUUUGGAAGCCAUGGACUCUGCAUUGAAUUAAUGGAGGCAAUGUGGAAACCUCGAAGAUAUAAGUUUGCGUAUAUAUUUGCAGUAAUGUACACCUACCUAUUAACCGUUCCAAAUUCUGUCUCGGUGUACUGGGCAUAUGGAGACAUCCUCCUCCAUCGAUCGAAUGCAUUUGGAGUCCUACCACCUUCAAAAAUGAAAAACGUCUGCAUAAUCUCCAUGAUUCUUCAUCAGUACGUAGCAUUCCUACUGAAUGCAAACCCUUUAUUUCUGGCAUGGGAGAAACUCGUCGGAGUUCAUUUAAGCAAUAUAUUCUUGCUUAGAGCGCUGGCGAGGGUACCGGUCGUUUUGGUUAUUUGGUUUUUUGCACUAGCGAUUCCUUUCUUUGGACCCAUAAACUCCAUCAUGGGUGCAUUCCUCAUUUCGUUCUCAGUCUAUAUAAUUCCAAGUGUUGCCUUCAUGAGAGCUUACUCAAAGAAGCAGUUAGAAACUGCCCAAGAUGAUAUUGCGAAACGCGGACGAUUGAUGUACUGGACGAGCGCUUUCGUGGCAACAUGGGUCUUUGUUUUUGGAUUUGGAUUUGGUGGAUGGGCGAGCGGGACGAACUUCAUCAGGCAAAUCCGUUCCUUUGGAUUCUUCGAAAAAUGCUACCAAUGCCCACCGAAACGCUGAUGCAGUCUCAAAGGUCCAGCAUGGCGCACUGUUACAUUCUGCCAAUUCAUCUGUUUGGCUUUCAAAUGCCAAAUACAAUGAUCUCGAAAGCUGUUCGUGCCUUUUCGCAUUAUUUAUUAAUGAAAACCAAAUAUCCCUUCUUUUUC